CGAGCUCUACAGUUCCCUCCAGUCUCGCUCGCGCGUCUUUUGUCUCCUCACUCGCUUUUGUUUAGCCAUGCCUAGCCUGCUGCUCCUAGCAGGGAUCAUGGAGAAGAACGGGGGCUACGGCGGGGACCUAGCCGCCUCGGGCUUCGGCGCCGAGGGCCUCCUCGCCCCGCCGCCGGACGACGACGAGGACGAGUCACGGGCGCUCCGCGUGGCUCUGGGCCAGCUCUCCCUGCUCGGGCUCGGAGAAGCCGAGGAGGGCGGCGGGGUGGUGGUUCAGGAGCGCGGCGGCGUUGCUGGUGGGGGAAGCAGCGGCAGCAGCGGAGGCAGCAACAACAACAACAACGGUGGCAGCGUGCACCAGCCCGGGCACGGCGGCGGAGGCGCCGGGGGAGGCGGUGGAGGUGGAGGAGACGCGGGCGGCAUCCUGCAGGGCAAGAGCAAGUUGUGCGCGCUGUACGACGGCUCGGCAGGCGAGACUAAGGCGCGGGGCUGCAACAUCACUGAGUGCGUCCCUGUGCCAAGCUCCGAGCAUGUGGCCGAGAUAGUGGGGAGGCAAGGUUGCAAAAUCAAAGCCUUGAGGGCCAAGACCAACACCUAUAUCAAGACCCCAGUCCGGGGCGAAGAGCCAGUCUUUCUCAUCACCGGGCGAAAGGAAGACGUGGCGUUGGCUAGGCGUGAGAUCAUCUCUGCAGCAGAGCACUUCUCCAUGCUGAGGGCAUCCAGGAACAAGCUGGGCGUCUCCUUCAACGGCUCCCCUCCAACUCCGCUGCCUGGCCAGACCACCAUCCAGGUGCGGGUGCCCUACCGAGUGGUGGGUCUGGUGGUGGGACCCAAAGGCUCCACCAUCAAGCGCAUCCAGCAGCAGACGUGCACCUACAUCGUCACGCCCAGCAGGGACCGCGACCCCGUCUUCGAGAUCACCGGUUCUCCAGGGAACGCAGAGCGGGCGCGCGAGGAGAUCGAGGCGCACAUCGCCUUCCGCACAGGCGGCCUUCACGACCACAACAACGAGAACGACUGCCUGGGCCCCGAGAGCAGCAACGGGGGUCUGGAGAGCCGCCUGCAGCAGGUGUGGGGGCUGCAGGGGGGCCAGCGCAAGCCGCUCACCAGCAGCUACCGCCAGAAUUUCUCAGACGCCAUGGUUGGAAGUAGUGGGGGCGGAGGAGGAGGGGGCGGAGGGAUUUACAGUAAGGGUGAUUUCCCCAAUCCCAGUAACGGGGACAAGCCGUGCUCUUAUUUCGGUUCGGAGGGCUCCCAGAGCUGGGGUGACCCCGACUAUCCCAAACAGGUGGCCUACUACGUCCAGCAGCGCUCCAAAAGCUUCGGAGGCCUGCCCCUCCCUCUGACCAGACUGUCACCCAGCCUUCCGGAGCCCUGCGGAACCGGCGGCGGCUCUACCAGCGUCGGGUCUCCCCACGCCCAGGCGCGCCGCGCCCACAGCGAGCCCACUUCCGCCUCCACGCCGUUCGCUGGCCGCCUCCCAGUGCCGGACUCGCCACCUGCCGUGGCCCGGGACUGCAUGACCUGCUUUGAGAGCAAGGUGACAGCCGCUCUGGUCCCCUGUGGCCACAACCUCUUCUGCAUGGAGUGCGCCAUUCGAAUCUGUGAGCUAAACCAUCCUGAAUGCCCUGUUUGCCACACCCUCGUCACACAGGCCAUCCGAAUCUUCUCCUAAAAGCUCUUUUUUUUCUCCUUUUUCUUUUUUCUGGUGCAUUCAUUUGACUAUCUUAUUUUUAUUUUCCUUUACCUCUAUUGUUUUAGUGUUCGUUUGUCAGUAUUUGCCCCUUGUACACCUUGCUUUUUUUUCAGAAAACGAGAAAAAAAAAUCAAAACAAGCAGAUAUUUUAGAAGACACUGCUUGCUUUACUAAAAAGAGUAAGAAGUAUUUUCAGAUUUUUCUUUUAUAUGUACACAUAUAUACAUAUAUAUAUUUUAUAAAGGUUUUGUUAAAAUGGGGGAAAAGUUAGCGCUUAGUGUUUUUUUUGUUUUUGUUAAUUUAAUUUUAAUUUUAUACUGCUGCUGUUUUUCCACACGGAUUGCAGUGUGGACGGAAACAGAGGAAAUAAUGUGAACAUUUUACACUUUUGCUUUACUUUGUAAGUUUAUUACCAUUAUUAUUAUUAUAUAAAUUAUUAUUAAUUUGUAAGAUUGGAAAGAAUAUAGUUUUACAUCCCAGCAUUUUCUGCAAAGGGGCAAAUAUGCUUUUUAAAGGAAGAUAUUGACUGAAUCUUACGUCUAUUGUUGCACCUUAAAAUUGAUAGCUUGAUUGUCAACAACUGCAGACGGCACUGAAAAAGACGACUUGUUUUUUUUUUGUAUCUCUGCCUCUGUGAAGAUGUGAACUUAAAAAAAAAAUGGGAAGAAAUUGUAAAUGCACACUAUCCUGAAUCAAGACACAGGACACUGUGCACUCGAAACUUAAAAAAAAAAAAAUCACACAUGGACAGCGAACUAAUGUGUAAUCUAUUCGUAUACCAAUUGUCAAUCAAUAACUGAUACUAAAAUGGAUUUGUUUUGUUCGUUUUUAAUUUUGUAUUUUUUUUUUUCCGUUUACACUACACAACUACAAAACUUUAAUAGGAGAAAGAGGAAAAGGUCAGAUGUUUACACCCUUAUGAACAGCACGGUCUGCUUUUAGUACUGGGUAGUAAACUGAUUUGUCAGCUCAACGUUUUGGAACUCGUCCACUGGGAUGACCCGAGUUAGGUUCAUUCACAUUUUUCUCUUCAGCUUGGACACUGGUGAGCAGUUUUCUAGCGUGGACACACGAAUUGUAGAUCACAAAUGGCUCUGGGUUACACAAAAAGGAGAAAGAAAAAGAUUAGAAGAGAAACGAAGGGAGGGGUGGUCAGUCGGUAAUCUGAGCUUGAAUAGAUUGUGCACAAAAGAAAGAGAGCGAGAGAGGGAGAGAAAGACUGGGAGCUAUAGUACAAUAUGCAGCAGCUCCCCUGGUCCCCACGGCUCUGCAUUUGAGUUGCAAAGUGCCCGCUGCCUGUCCGUCUUUAUUGGAGCUGUUCAGGAGCAGGUGUUUCAUAUUGUGCUCCAAAUCUGACCCAAGUUCUUUUCUUUGGGAGUGCCCUUAUCGCACUCGCCGCUCAACCGUCCUCCUGCCUGGGCUCUAAUGACUACAACUGCUCGACUACACAGGCCCUUCCCAGAGCGCGCAUUGUUUUGUCGCAGUGGUGGGACGGUCCCUGGAGCGCUCAGACGUUGGCCUUUCCCAAUGAGGAGCUGAUAAUUAGUCAUGUGACAUGGACCAGGUGCAAGCUAGUGGCUAGUGGGCAGUUGAGAUAGAAGAGUGUGUGUGGGGAGGGGGGGGGGGAGGGGGGUGUUUGUAGUAAAUGUGGUCAAUGUGGAAGGUCUGGGCUGCAGUGGACACUGUGCAUGCAGCUGAAUGGUGCUCUAAACACCCACACAAAUAUACACACACCCCUCCGCCCCAACACCACUUCCUCACAGAAGAAGGGCUCGAAUAGGUACAGCUGGGGCCCCUCCCUUCAUCCUUCUCUUGCUCUGCUCUGCCUUUCCUUCUAUCUUGCUCUCUCUCUUUCUGUCUGUCGCUCACUCUCUCCCUCUCUCCCCUCCUUCUUCCUCCUCCCUCCUCUCUUUGCUCUCCUGCUCCUGUGAGCUUUAGUAUUCCCAUUGGAGAAAGGGGCCUCCUUUGUCCUGACAAAGAAAAAAAAAAUCCAAGAGCAGAUUUUAUUUCAAAGAGAGAGAGAGAGAGAGCCUAAAUCGAGGCUGGCCAACAGUUAGUCCACUUAUGUUGUUGUGUUAAAUUAAAUGUUUAAAUGUUCGCAGUUUCGUCCAAACUUAACGUGAGAACUAAAAAUUGUGUGGAAAGUUGGGAUUUAUUAGCAUUUAUUAGUUUUAUAAAACAGGGGAAGGAGAAGUAAGGUCAAAUGGGACAGUUAAGCUAUACAAUAUUUAAUAAAAAAAUUUAUUGCGUGAUGGAAAAAUAAUAUUUUGAUGUAGCUUCUCAGCUGUAAAACCACAAAAUAAAAAUGAACAUAUUUAAUAUUUUGAUCAAACAAAUUGAUAAAUUAUUUGAUCUGCCACAAUCUUCCCUUAAAUCACACUACUUUAAAAAACUAGACAUUCUAAGACAUUAUAGAGCUGAACAAUGUGAUAUUUAUUCACAUUGUGAUGAAUCCAUUAUUGUGAUAACACACUAAAAAUGGAUUACAGCAUGUUUUAUUUGAUGCAGUUCUAAAUUAAAAGUUUCAGUUUUAUACAAAUACAUUUGUUUAGAUUUUUUUAACCUGUUCCUUAAUUCACCCUUGAUUCACACUACUUCCAAACUAGACAUGUUAGGCAUUAUAUGGCGGGACAAUAUUAUGAUAUUUUAUCACAUUGUGAUAAAUUCAUUAUUGUGAUUUAAUAAUAUGCAUCUCUUCAGAAUAUUGGAUUGGAUGAAUUUCAUCAGCUGCAACUUGUAAAUUAAUCCUGUUUAAUUAAUUUAAAAAAAAAUUGCUGUAUUUUUUUUUUUUCAGAAUCAAAAAUUCACUACUAAUAUGGUCUUAAGUGAAACUUUAUUUAAAUAUCGUUACACACUUUUUUUUUACCACAUCGCUAAUCCCUUAUCUAUUAUCUAUUGUUUUUGUUUAUGUGUGUAAAUUAAUACCAACUUUAACUUUGCGUUUUUAGUUUGAGCAAAGUUUUCAUUACCCCAACGUUGUAAUUGGUAACAAAUGAACCAAUUUUUUAAACCUUUCAUUAAACACUAGUGUUCGGUUUAGUCUCUCUUUGAAAUAAAACCUGCUGUUGGAUUUUUUUUUCUUAUUAAUUCUCUUUUUGUCUCUUUUUCGAGUCCCUAAUGUGCGUGAGAGGGACUGCAAGUCGGUCAAAGUUUCCAUGGAGUUCCUAACAUAUGCGGGACAUCCUGCUGCUCCCCCCACCCCAGCCCCCCGAGACAGCCCCGCCAGCCAGAGGCCUCGGGCAGCCAAUAGGAGAGCGAUCCUGAACUCCGAAAUGAAAUCAGACAAUUGUAAUUGACACGAGAGCGAGGGGGGGAAACGCCCCAUUUAGCUGCUGCUCAGGCUGAAUCAAAUUACACACCCACCGCCUACCACAUAUCAGGCAAGGGGAUUUUGGCAGAGGAGAUUAGAGUGUUUGGGAGAUAGGGAAAGAGUCUCUCUUUUUCGCUCUUUUUUUCCUCCUCGAGAGGGCUGCUGCGAGCAAACGAAAGAAAGAAAGAAAGCAAGAGAGAAAGGAGCCACUGAAAAAUGUAGUCCAUCUGAAAUGGGUCAGUUUUGUCCCUUUGGAGACUCCAUGCGCCACCGCCACAUGUGUGGGACUGGUCGAAUGUUAGGGUAAGCUCACGAUUGUACCACCAAACAAUAGAGCAGAUGGUACGUUUUUUAUAUAUAUAUCCCUCACUGAUGAUACUCUCUCUGUUUAUAUUCAGUGAGGGGUUUGAUUAUUAUUAUUAUUUUUUUUGGGUAGAUAAGGAAUUUAAUAUUUGUGUAGUUCACAACUACGUACAAAUGUCCUUGAUUUUUGUUCCUGAAAGAAAAAAAAAAAUACUACAAAAUCGUCAAACUACAGAUUUGAACCUGUGCUUACAGUGCUACACUUGGGCUUGGACAUUUGAACUAAAACAAAAAUGAAAUUGAGAUUUUAGUGCACAAAGAGAUCCAUAUAAAGCUAUUAAAAGCACUUACGCUCCAACUACCCUUGUUUAACGUUUGGAUAAAGAGUGAAGCACCUUAUGUCGAGGCAAAUAGCAUGUCUGAAACCAAACAUAUUACUCAUAGUAGUUGAAGAACCAUCCUUUCUCAGCUUGAUUGAUUAAUGUAUAUUAAUGUUAUUGCUAUUAUCAUUAUUAUUAUUACUGUUAUAAGUAUUGAUGUUUACACUGUUACUUUUUUCAUUUUAUUUUUUAUAACUUUUGCACUGGUACAAACGAAAAAUGAAUGAAGAGUCUUUCAACAGAUCUCUCGUCUUUGAACGUAGAAUUUGGGUGACGCCGGCUCUCGUGUGCCGAGGUUUUUGUGUGCUUCAUUUGCAAACAGUGGCUUAUACUUUAAUUUAUUUGAUUUUUCUCGAACAUAAUACAACAAAGCAGCGCAUGCUUCACAUGUGUUCCAUUGUAACGAUUUCAUUAUUAAAUCAAUCCCAUUCUCUGAUCAAGAAAAAAAAAAAGAAACACAAAUGGAAUAUUUGGAGGAAUGUAUGUAUGCACAUCUGUAUGUGUAUUCUUUGAAGCCAAACACCUAAAAACGAUUAUGCAAAUCACAUUCGCUGGCUUGGACUUUUAGAAAACUGUGCCCAUGUAGAUAAAAAAAAAAGAAGAAGAAGAAAAAACAAGGUGUCACAAGCGUAUUCCUGGAUCUGUACAUUCAUCGAGUCAGGGAAUACACAAAGCAAUAACAAAGUAUAUAUUUGUUAUUUGUAACGUUACUAGAACAGCCUAGAACAACCUAAUGGGUAGCUCUUAAAAGCUGGAAAUGACGUCAGCGUUUUCAGCUUUUAGUUUUUUAAAGUGUCUCAUUCAGGCUUUCUUAUUUUGGUCAGGUUUUUUAUUUUUAUUUUUAAUUAUUAAUUUUUUUUUUAGCACAGAAAGGUCUGUGCAUUGUGACGGUUUAUUAUAAUCCCUGCAUUGUUACUGAUCUUGACAUACAGAACAAUGACGCAAAUGUUGAUGAUGAGAUGGAGCCCCCUUAAAGUGCAUAAUCUCUAAAGUAACGUUUCCUGUUUGACGAAUUAGAAAUGCAUAAUUCCAGGCAGCAGAACCUACCAGCAUUUUCAAGUUAGCACUACUUUCAGUAUGGUUUUAUUAGUACUCAGACUGAAUUAAUUCAGUAGAAUGUUUGUGGCAAGACAUGAACUCUGAAUUCACACUUCAACACAGAUAGUCAGUGCAUUUUUGUGUGGGAUGGAUUACAGCUAUAAUAUGAAAUAUAUAAAAUACAAUAUAAACUUUUUUUCCCAGCAAACAUGAACGUAUAACAACCGAGCCCAUCAUAGCAAGGUACAGGAGUCAGGUACACUUUUUUUUAACAGAGUAGCAUUUAUUUGCUAUUAAAUUUAAAAGAAUUGUAUUUACUCACAUAUACGAAGAUAAUAAGAUAUUAAAUGUGACUACCAUAGGCAUAUCUCGAGAAUAUAUUUCAGUAUUAUGAAAAUAUUUUAAAAGUUACUAAUGCUUCUGUUCGACAGUUUGUUUAUAUUAUUAUUAUCAUAGUAUAACUAGUUGUUAACCCAAUAGAAAGUUUUAAGUUAAAGUGUUUAUGGUAGCCAAAGAAUUGAGAAGAGAUUCAAAAGAUUUGUUUUAAGAAACGUACAGUUUAGAUAUUGCUAUAUAGCAUUAACGAGGCUGAAAGCCUUCUAAAUUAACAGAGAGAAAAGGUACUACUCAGAAAGUCCACUUAAAACAAGCCCAAGUUAUUCAUUUAUGUAUAUGUAAACCAUACCGAUCACAAAAUCGCAAUAAUGGUACACUAUUGUACACUAAUCACACUUCCGUCUUUCAACAUCAGUUUAUGUGGAUAGAAAACACACCUUAUUAUACUUAAUUAUCUACAUAAUUAGUUGUUUGUCUUAAAACUAUAUCUAGUACGACCGACAGUGUUGUAAAUGCAUAGCGGGCGCAGGUGUAAAAUGCUUAAAAUGAGAGUACAGAGCUGGAAAAGUGGUCCAAUUCAUAAUUUAAGGAUUUAAGAGGAAAGAUUUUAGUUUUAAAUGACAAUGUGUUUGUAUUUGUGAAGGUAAAUAUUAAGAAACACUGUGGUUUAUAGUAAGUACAUAGUGUUUUAUGGUUUGAUAAUUAAUCCCUUAGAUACAUAUUGGUUAUGCAUGCUGAUUAAUUAAAACAGAGCAUUUACCUAUUAUCCGUUAAAAAUGUGGAUAUAAAAAGAGCUACAUGUAAUACAGAGAGCUUUAGUAAUUACGUCAUCUAGUGUUUGAAAUGAUAAUAAUAAUAAUGUAUUAAUUUAUUUUGUUUCCCCAAAACCUUUUUUUUUUUAGUUUCUUCGCCAACUUAUAGUAUAUAAUGCACAAUUACCUAAAAUGAAACUUUAAAUGACUGUCACAAUGAUGUUUUUUUAUAAGGGUACAAUCUAACUUUUUGUAUAGUGUUAUAGUGUUAAUAUUUACAAUUUAUUUAUUGAUUGAUUGAUUGAUUGAUUGAUUUAGUAGCUCAAGAAACCCCUACUUUUACAUAAUCCAGUUAGCAGGGCUCGAGGCAUUUAUCUAUUAUCUAUAUACACACACACACACACAUCAGCAUUCGUAUUGUCAAGUGAAAAGAUGAGACGAGAUGUACAUAAUGCACUAAAUAAAGCAAUUCUAAUGCCUUUUCUUCAAUAUAGAUGGCCAAUGCAUUUUGAAUGUAAAAAAAAAAAAAAUAAUAAGAAAGACCACCCAAUCAGUGUAUAAUUUUUUGCCUUUUUGACCAUCAGUCAAAGACUAAAGCUUUAUGUUUUUGAUGCCAUGGUUUAGAGAAACUAGUUGCUCCACCCACCUCUGUUUAGAUUCUCACUGUAGAAAGCAACUAAAGAAGAAAAUAGAAAAGAAGUCUUAUAGCAUUUUCGUAAGAUUCUAUUUUGCUAACACGGGUUAUUAUUUCAUAGAGAGAGGGAGAGGUCAGUAUCUGGAUGUUAUUUAUGAAUAUCUUAAAUGAAGCAAACCUAUUUAUAAGUAACUUCAAGACAUUUUGUUUUUUUUUAUUACAAAGUAAAAUUUAAUAUAUUUCUAAAAAAAAAACACAUGAAGUUGAUUUCUACUAAAAUGAUUAAAACUAUAGAAUUUUUAUUUAUAAAAGUUAGAUAAGUCCUUCAUACUUCUAACAGUGUAAAAUGAGGUGGUCGGUGUGGGCUUUCAAAGGCUUAUAUUUUAACUUCAGAGGUGCACGGUUUUAGAGAAAGACGUGCAUUAACAGUGGAAUAAUUUCUUCAGGAAAAAAAAAAUAAUUAAAUAUUUUUUAGGAUUAGGAGGUAUUUUAGUCACUUCGAGUUUGUGCCUCAAAAAAAUCACAUUUUUGCAUUGUACCGACACUUGGCAAAAGUGUUGCUGCUUGCAUGUCCUUUAACUAACCCCAUACACACUGCUGACUGAAUACAGAACCCUUUUCUCCCUAAUUUUUUGCUUUUUAUAUUUAUAAAUAUAUAUAUAUUACAAAAGAGUACAUUUUCAUUUGAUUUAAUAAUUUCUUUUUUUUUUUUUUAAUGCUUCAUCUGUGUUUUGACUGCAGUGAAGUGAAGUUAAGUUAAAUCAAGUGAAGUGAACGGGCAUCCCAGAGGUGCCUAGAAUGGAGAAGCAGGCGUAUAAUUGUGCAUAUACACAUUUUCUUUUUUCUGGUUUUGUUUUUCGUUCGAGCCUAAAUCUACUACAUAAAGAGCCGGAGAAGUGUACACAGGAGGUGUACGAACAAUCCGAUCCAGUGUCACAGAAGUGAACCGAAGUUAAUAGAAGUGAAUAGUCUUUUUCUAUUAAGUAAGAUUUGUAAAUUGAAUGUAGUAGAUCUAUGCUGGGGCAGCACACACAGAACACAAAACAAGACACUCUCAACACUCAAACCAUCAUAGUUCAUAAUACUUCAUAAUACAGUAGUACAGUAAAUACAGUACAAUACAAUGCAUGUAUCUUAUAUCAUCAUCAUCAUCAAUAUCACCAGGCCUGGUGGGACGCAGUACUGAAGAUGUUAAGUUGCGUACAAGUGGGAGGGGGGGGCUUUUGUGUACACUACACACACUGAAGGGCUGAAGCUUAUUUCUUCUUUUUUCCGCUUGUAGAUUUUCGUACCAUCACUUGGAAUUCUAGCGUAACGUUUAACACGUAAACGGUGGCUUGUCGAUUUCAAGCUCGUGCCGAACAGGACGGUCCUCAGCUCUUAACAGCUCUAUCUAUGGUGAAAGUGUAUCUCAACUGUUUUGACUUCGUAAUGGCAAAGGUAACUGUGUAGCGUGGUAUGUUUUUCAGUAUGAUAGGGACACAAAAAGGGGGCUCUAGGGGUGAUCAUUUUCUUGGUCUUGCUUUUGAUGGGUAACUCCGGUCCAACGGUCUGUCUUUGGUAGCUUUCAGAAUCUUCCAACACAGUAGAAGUGUUUCAUAUAAUAAAAAACUCAUGUAGUGGUCUUAGUGCAUUAGUUUGGACCAGCAUCUCCUGCUGUUAGUGUUUGGUUUCUCGAUUGUGAGUGAGAAGGGUUUGCCAUACCAUAGUCUUUGGCUAGCCGAUACUUUCAGAAGUCUUCUUUUUUAAAUACUUUUGUCAUUCAGUGUCGUGCCCACACGAGGCAUUACGGAAAAAUUGCAGGUUGAUUUCUUAGCACAUGUUCUUUGUGAGUUUCCAUUUUUUGAUAUUUGAUCAAUGUAUCUAUGCCAUACUAGUUUUGAUUUCGGGUUAUUUUCAAAUUUCAAAUGUAUUGUAAAUGUUUCUAAUAAAACAAAUUUAAUAAUC
Messenger RNA from Astyanax mexicanus (Mexican tetra), 10396 nucleotides. RefSeq names its product mex-3 RNA binding family member A (gene mex3a). Bases 68 to 1675 code for a protein of 535 amino acids. The record is from RefSeq and is a predicted model, not a curated record. The transcript is spliced from 2 exons. Gene Ontology annotation, molecular function: RNA binding. Lineage: Eukaryota; Metazoa; Chordata; Actinopteri; Characiformes; Acestrorhamphidae.